This is a messenger RNA of Nicotiana tabacum (common tobacco), 2333 nucleotides long. Its product is annotated as dolichyl-diphosphooligosaccharide--protein glycosyltransferase subunit 2-like. Gene Ontology annotation, biological process: protein N-linked glycosylation. Gene Ontology annotation, cellular component: oligosaccharyltransferase complex; membrane. The record is from RefSeq and is a predicted model, not a curated record. Lineage: Eukaryota; Viridiplantae; Streptophyta; Magnoliopsida; Solanales; Solanaceae.
GUCAUUUUACCAUAAUUCUAUACUAGAUUUAGACGUUCAUAGUCUUCCAAAAACCAUCGAGCCUCCCUCUCAUCACUCUGGCGCAGACUCAAAAUGGGGAAAGUUUUAGGAUUUUUGAUUCUAGCGGUGUGUAUAUUGAUCUGUGAAGCUGCAAUUUUCAAACCCAUUUCAGAUUCUCACCGAUCUGCAGCUUUAGAUUUGCUUACACCCAAAGAUGGAUCUUUUGAAAGUCUUGAAGUGACAUACAAGGCCUUAAGGUCAUUUGAGGUUCUUGGAACUGGAAAACAGCCUGACAUCAAGGCGGUUACAUGUAAAUCAGUGGUGGAUACUGUUAGGUCUCCAUCUUCAGCAUCGAAGGAUUUGUUUCAAGCAUUGAGAGUCAAUAGGAUAUUGAAGUGCGAGCUUAACAAUGAGGCUUUUGCUGGCAUAGCCUCUAGACUUAAGGAUAACGUGAACAGUGCUGGUUCACUUCUCGACUACUACUAUUCAGUUGGAAGUUUAGUCCUUAUCGAGGGUCAAGCUUCUGAAGUUGAUGUACACCUUGGAGGUGCUGAUUCAGUUUUCCGUGCCAUAAAGGCUCUUAGCCAAAGUGAUGGAAGAUGGCGCUAUAGCUCCAACAAUCCCGAGUCUAGUACAUUUGCUGCAGGAAUUGCACUUGAGAGCCUGGCUGGUGUCAUUUCAUUAGCAUCUUCUGAGAUUGAUCGUUCUCUGAUUAGCCUGGUGAAAAAUGACAUAUUGAAGCUUCUGGACGGUGUUGAGAAAUAUGAUGAUGGGGCUUAUUACUUUGAUGAAAAGCUUGUUGAUGCUCAUGGAUAUCAGAGUCCCCUAUCAGCUUCAUCAGCUGUGGUGCGUGGUAUCACAGCAUUUGCCAUAGCAUCUGAUGAAGAUUUAAACCUUCCAGGUGACAAAAUCUUAGGUUUAGCAAGGUUUUUCCUCGGUGUCGGAAUUCCUGGAAAAGCAGAAGACUUGUUUUAUCAACUUGAUGCAUUGGCUUCCUUAGAAAACAAUAGGGUCUCCAUUCCUUUGAUUUUGUCGCCCCCGACUGCUGUGCUUUCAUUGACUAGGAAAGACCAGCUUAAGGUGAACGUAAACACUGUUUUGGGCUCUGCUGCACCUUCUCUGUCAGUCAAACUCAAGCAGAUCUUCACCUCCGGUUCCAAAGAUGCUUCUAUCAUUGAUCAGGAUCUCAAAUUUGACCCAGAAAAUGCUGUGCAUUUCUUAGAUGUAUUGCCAGAGAACAUUGACGCUGGUAGUUACAUUUUUACUUUUGAGAUUGUCCUUCACAAUCCUGAGGAUAAAAAGAUCUAUGCCGCUGGAGGACGAACAAAAGUACCCAUAUACGUGACAGGAUUUGUCAAAGUUGACCAUGCAGAGGUUGCUGUUCUUGACAGCGAUCUUGGUAAUGUGGAAACUCAAAAGAGGCUUGAUUUGGCUGGGGAGAACAGUAUCUCUCUCUCAGCAAACCAUCUUCAAAAGCUACAGUUGUCAUUCCAAUUAACUUCUCCUCUAGGGAAUGCUUUUAAGCCGCACCAGGCUUUCCUCAAGUUGAGACAUGAGAGCAAAGUGGAACACAUCUUUGUUGUGGGAAAUUCUGGAAAUUUUUUUGAAAUAAUACUAGAUUUUCUUGGGCUAGUCGAGAAGUUUUUCUAUCUGUCAGGUAGAUAUGACAUUCAACUUACAGUUGGGGAUGCUGUCAUGGAGAACUCGUUCUUCCAACAUCUGGGUUCAAUUGAGUUAGAUCUACCAGAGCCUCCAGAAAAGGCAGCUCGCCCUCCUCCACAAGCUGUUGACGCUUCCUCAAAAUUUGGGCCCAAGGCAGAAAUAUCACACAUAUUCAGAGCUCCGGAAAAAAGACCUCCUAAGGAGCUUUCGCUCAUCUUUUUGGCCCUUGUUCUCUUGCCAUUCGUUGGAUUUUUGGUGGGGCUUUUGAGGCUGCAAGUCAAUCUGAAGAACUUCCCAAAAGCAUCAGCACCUGCUACAUUUGCCAUUCUUUUCCACUUUGGCAUUGCAGCUGUCUUAUCGCUCUAUCUUCUAUUUUGGUUGAAGCUGAAUCUAUUCACAACACUUAAAGCACUUGGCUUUUUAGGGAUCUUCUUGAUGUUCGUCGGGCACAGAACCCUUGCAUAUCUAGCAUCAUCAUCUGCCAAGUUGAAAUCAGCCUAAUUUAGACAGAUUUCUUUUUUAUAACUUAUAGAUGGUGAGGAAACAUUAUAGAGAAAAAAAGAGGGUUGGAUAUAUCCAAUUUUGUUGUAGGACAAGGAAACCUGUUCAGUAUGUAAUUGCACCAGAUUUUGUCUUCAAAUUAUAGUAAAAGAUUGGAAUUUGCUACUUUA